Molecule: messenger RNA, 897 nt
Organism: Prunus armeniaca (apricot)
Lineage: Eukaryota; Viridiplantae; Streptophyta; Magnoliopsida; Rosales; Rosaceae
Source: the annotation of a GenBank genome assembly
AUGGGAGUUCCAAAAGAGCACCUAUUUGGCAUAGACUACCUGGAGCCCAAUAGGAUUACCGAGCGGGAGAUCGUGAAAUAUCGCGCCGAGUAUUUCAUACUAGAUUCGGUAGGGAUGAGGAUCCCUACGACCACCGAAUCUCUAAGUAGGCCGAAGGAGGGUGAAGUCGUCUUCUUCACGGACGUACUUCUGCAAGGGAUAAGGCUUCCGCUGCAGCCUGCCGUUCAGAGGAUCUUGGCACAGAUCGGCUAUGCUCCCGGCCAAUUCAACCCCAACUUUUGGGUGGCGUUAAUGGGAGUGGUCACGGCCUUCGGCAUGGCCGGCGAGGGAGCACCUUCGCAAGUUGAAGCAGCCGAGCGCCACCCAAGCGGAGAUCUGGCAGAUCAACAAGGUGAGGCUGAAGGUCCCUGCCGUGGAGAGAGUGUACUCGAACUUAUUGCCACAAUGAGAAUUCUUACCGAUCUUGAUUUUGUAGUGACGGAAGAGAGAAGGGCUGCCGAGGCAAAGAGGAUGACGAGUCCUCUAAGCGGCGCCUUAUGCUUGGCCUCCAAGGGAAGAAAAAGAAGAGCCGGAAGCGGUACCAGCGUCCUCGGGAGAGUCGACCCCGAAGACCAAACCAUUGCCGACCGUCUUCGUCAGCUCAAUGCUGGCUCGGCGCAGGCCGAAGCGACAGCAGUCGAUCCGUCUCCUAGCCGAGGUGUGCCUGCUGAGGGCACCUCCUCCAAAGCAGCUGGCAAGCGCUAUUCACCGUCGAUCUGGAUGCCGAUCCCGCCCCAAAGUGCGGGCGGUAAACUGAGUCUGCUCGGGCCAUCUUCGCUGCUGAAGACGACAAUGCGUCUGUCGAACCCGUCACUUUGGCUUGUCCAUCGAAGACGGUCCAAUUUGCGAACCACAUGA